AUGUCCCAAUCACUCCAUCUCCCUUCCAAUCCUACAUCACCCAUCCCCAAGCCCCCACGUCUACUUCCUCGCUCACCUUCGGAUCCCUUGCAUCUCUCUCGUUCAGAUAACACAGCCAGUAAUGGUAAUGGUAAUGGAAGCAAUCAACCUAUCUACGUCCUGACUGCCGACGGAUCAUCAUUAUUCUUAUUGGACCCAUCGAAACCCCGUGGUGGAGAGGAACCACCUCCAUAUGCGAGUUUUCCUAUAUCACCUCAAUUGUCAAAUACCAAUAUCGAUACCGAAGAUGGAAGUGUCGGUGUGAAUCGUCCGGAUGAACACCAUCAUCUACAUCAACAUCAACAUCAUCGUGAUAGAGCUAGAACAUUAUCAUCAUUAAAUACGAAUUAUCAAUCUAGUCGACCGAGAUAUACAUCCACACAAUCAUAUACACGUACUUCACCAUCGAGAACAACGGGAGGGUUCGUAUCGAUAUCUAGAUCUAGAUCUGCAUAUUCAAGUCCUCAUAUACACACCUCAUUACCGCUCACCGAUGAGAAUACCCCAUUACUACCGCAUCCGCCGCCUAUUACCAAUUCGAUAAAUAAGAGGGGAUUAUGGAGAUCAAUAUGGUGUGGUGAUUUAGAUAAUGCAGUUGAUAAGCAACCUGGAGGAUGGGGGAAAGGGUUUAAGAGGUUCUGGAGACCUUUGGGUAGGAAGGAAUAUUGGAGAGCUUCGAUUCAUCUGAUCUUGUUUAAUUUCCCUUUAGCCCUCUUAGUCUGGCCAUUCUUGGUGGCUGGUACAUUAGCAGGAACAGUUCUGUUAAUCACCCUACCGCUUGGUGCAGCAGUCUGGUGGUUGACUUUGUUCAUCUCUCGUUCAGCAGCUAGAUUGGAGAGCAUAAUGCAACUUCAUUACCAUUCACCUCUCUCACCCGCAUCUCCACCAUCGAAUCAUCCUAUAUUCUAUCGGUUGGUCCCUUCCGUAUCGGUCUCUACCAACACGCCAAUUUCAUCGCCUACUUCUCCUUAUCCCCAAACUCCAGGUCUAGAAUCCGACUCGCCUACUUCGGUGACAGAAGACGAUGGUGUCCCAAUGGAAGAUCCUACGACGAUGGUCUGGGAAAAGAGAUUCAUGAAGUGUUCCUACGCGAUGUUCCUCGAUCAUUAUUCCUAUAGCGCCCUCUCAUAUUUCUUGUUGAUCAAACCCCUCAUUGUACUCUUUUCGACCAUUGUCAUUAUCGUUUUGUUACCGAUUGCGAUAGGGACGAUAGUGGGUUUACCGAUUUAUCUCAGGAUGUUGAGGAAGUGGGGGAAGUGGCAGGCGGAAGUUGCUAUUGAGAAUUUGUAA
This is a messenger RNA of Kwoniella mangroviensis CBS 8507, 1329 nucleotides long. RefSeq lists its product as uncharacterized. The transcript is spliced from 3 exons. NCBI's taxonomy places the organism in Eukaryota, Fungi, Basidiomycota, Tremellomycetes, Tremellales, Cryptococcaceae. The record is from RefSeq and is a predicted model, not a curated record. Bases 1 to 1329 code for a protein of 442 amino acids.